This is a messenger RNA of Lobosporangium transversale, 333 nucleotides long. RefSeq lists its product as hypothetical. The coding region runs from base 1 to 333 and encodes 110 amino acids. NCBI's taxonomy places the organism in Eukaryota, Fungi, Mortierellomycota, Mortierellomycetes, Mortierellales, Mortierellaceae. The transcript has a single exon. The record is from RefSeq and is a predicted model, not a curated record.
AUGGCAGAAAGACACACUGGCUUCAGCCCUUCCUUGGUACGACCGAUGCAAUUUCGUAACCCGGCAGGCGGCUUUCUACUUUAUCGUCGUACUCGUUCAGAUGAAGUAUCAGCUUUUGCGGAGAGGCCAACAUCUGCUGCUGAAAUUUCAAGGAUACUUGCAAAACUUUGGAGAAACGAAUCAUCCGAGACCAAGGCCCGGUAUCGAGCUUUGUCAGAGAGACUGCCAUCAGAAGCGGCGCAUGCCUACCCUAUUUACCAUAUCCCUCUGCGAAGACAGAUCAUGGGAAGAGAAGGGGAAAAAAAGGCAGUCGGCAUCUUUGCUCGCUUAUAA